ACCUCCUUCACCACGCUCACCACGCUCACCACACUUUCUAAGCCUUACAAGCAGUGGCGGAGUGGUGGACCGUCCCUCCUCCGUUUGUCCUCCCUGACAGAUCUUGGUUUGCUUGAUCUACUACUACUGCUCAUUUCUGUCUGAGAGGGUCGGAACUGCCAGUUGAUGGUACACCAAGCCCCGCUCCAUGGCUGAUUUUACGAUAAUUGGGAAUCCUUAAAUUACGCUCUCUCCAUGAGAUGCACACUCGGCUGUCUAUCAUGGCCUCCUUCAUCGAGCGGCUCCCUGCAGAGCUCCUGGACCUCAUCACCGCCAAUCUGGAAGCUACACCAUAUGGCUCCUUCCGUCUCGCAUCACGGCUGCUGUAUUUAACCACGCUCCCCGAAUUUCGGCGCAGAUUCUUCUCAACGAUCAAAUCUUCACUGAACUCAUCGUCCUUGACCAUGCUAGUAGAACUAUCGCAAUCGCAUCUAGCAGGAACCGUAAAAGAACUGUGCAUCCAACCGCGCCGCCGCCCAAAACUUCCACUUGCUAAAACGCGCGAAAAGCCUUUCUUUAGGGGGAAAUCCGAGUUUCUAAAGGCGCAAGAGAUCGCCAAGGCGAGCAAAGAAAACGCAGAGCGUGAGCUCUUUGAUGAUUUCAUGAAUGGUACAUCGCUCGAAUUAAGAGUCGCACCACUUUCCACCGCUCUCCACGGGUUUUUUAACUUGACCCUCAUUCGAUUCUACCUGAUCGAUUCGCUUGCAGUCCAGGGCCAAAUGUUCAAGAAGUCCUCCUGCAUAGAAUUCCAGUCGCGCUGUUUUCGAUUGAUCCUUGAUGCAAUCCUCACUAGCGGCGUCAAAUUAGAAGAGUUUAGCAUGGCUGAAAUUGAUUUCAUGAGGGACAGCUGCGCAAUUGUCCCUCACCACGCUUUCAAGCUACCGACCCCUUAUCUUGUUACGUUGAGCGACGCCUUCCACCGCCUUCAGUCUCUCAAUCUGUGUAUCAGCGCUACAUACAAUGGGACUGCUCGCCUCCCUGGGUGGGAGGACGGUAUAUCUCAGUUUAUAUCAGCCGCGUCGGAGUUGGAAAGCCUAUCCUUACACCUUGAUGGACCGGGGGCCUAUUCACGUUUCACCCUGCCAAUCAUGGAUUCUCUCGCUCGCUCGACCAUCCUUCCAAAGCUGAAGACAUUCCAGAUUCAGGGGAGCAUGUUCCAUGAGCAUGACUUGGCUAGAUUUGUCCUACAACACAGUGCAACAUUAUCUGACGUCUCUCUUGCAUACUCCAGGCUUCAGAACGGGUCAUGGAAGUCUCUCUUGACGACGUUUCGAGAGUCACUAAAUCUACAACGCUUUAGCCUUAUUUUCCCAAUGCAAGGGGAUGACCGACUUACGUUUCCGGACUUUGACAACAUGUGGUGUCUUUACGUUGAUACUACAGACCAAGAGGAGGAUCGCACAAUGUAUGAUGCGUUGACAAUGGCCAUCGAGCACCAUGAAAUUGGAUUUGAGCAAGACCCGGAAUGUGAAGCCCAUUACGACAGUGACAAGGAUCCACCCGAUGCACCCUGGCCAACCCAUCAUCAAAUAGAAUCGGAAUCUGAGUGAUUGGAACCCCCAAGACUGUCUUUGAGACCGGAGAGAGAGAGAGUUGGUUGGGUGCAUUCUUCUACGCCGAGCCUCAACAUCGGGCGCUGAUAUGCUUGCUGGCAUCCAGAAGAGCACUAGGGACAGGUUAUGCUAGCCGAGACCCAACCAGGCGGUCCACUACAGCAUGUUAUCACGUACGUAGAACAUGAUUAGAGCAAAUUGAAAUCUGUUAGAUCAGAUACCAAAUUCAAG
Molecule: messenger RNA, 1823 nt
Organism: Lindgomyces ingoldianus
Lineage: Eukaryota; Fungi; Ascomycota; Dothideomycetes; Pleosporales; Lindgomycetaceae
Exons: 1
Coding region: 240-1589 (449 amino acids)
Source: RefSeq, a predicted model, not a curated record